AUGGCUGCUCAGCCAGGAGAAGGAGCCCAAACUGCAGUUCUAAAACAUGCCAGACGUGGAGGUAAGAAUAUGAGUGCCACAGAAAUGAAGAGAAAUCAGCAGGAUGAUGAGCUGCCAUGUCUGAGUAAUUACGCUCUCUGGAAAGAGUUUUUUUAUGAAGAGGUACAGCAGAGGUGUCUGAGCCUGCAGGAGGCAAAGGUGAAGACAAUUUGUGCACAAAAGGAAGAAGAAGACAAGGUAAAGAAGAGAGAAGCCUGUGACUGGCUGUUCAAAGAGUGGUUCAGUGAAGAGAAAGAGUCACUAGAUACUCGCAUCUAUUUGCUUGACAAACUCCUACCUACAUUAGUCCCAGGAGUGGAAAAACUGUUAAUGGAAGUGGAAAGAAAGAAUGUGCUUGCACCAGACAAAGAACCAACCCCAUUUAACCCCAUUAAUUUUCUUGGUGAAUAUCUGAUGAGAUAUAACCCUCGGUAUGGUAUUUCCUCAAAACCAGGCCCAUAUCUGAGAGGAAUGAGGAUGGUCACAAAGGAGCUAAAAGCUGAGAUGCCAGGCACAACAUCAGAGAGGCUGGCCAGGAUGAAGGCUGAGGCAAAGAACAAACGUCAGGAAAGGGAGCAGGUGGAAAAUAUGAAGUCUCAGGUGAAAGAGAUGAGGAAGGAGGCACUGGCAGUUCAGUUCAAAGAGUGGACAGUGGAUGUCAGUGGCAGAAUACCUGUUGCAAUGGUUCAGAGUGCCCUGAGGUCUUUUCCAGAUAUCAUUGCCUCUGCUUCUAUAGAUGUGAGGAAAGCAAUCUAUGACAGGAAGCUGGAAAUCAUAGACACAUUGGAAAAAAAAGUAAACAUAGAUGAAUUCACAGAGUAUGUCCAUUCCUACACUGAACAUUUUUCACAUGACAUGUUCCAAGAAAUCCUGAAGCAUCUCCGGCAGUGUGCUGAUGACUUUCAAGAAAUGAUAAGACAUGAUAUGUGGAGGCAAAUGUUUGUUGAUCUCUUCCUUGACUGUGAUUGUGGAAAGGUUGGUCUCUUAGACAGACAAAAAAUACUUGCCCUGCUGACAGACUUCUAUGAUAGAAGCCCUGUGAUUGCCAGGAGGGGAUUCUGUAAACCGAGUCAGUGGCCAAUAAUUGAGCUGCAAGAUAUUGAGCUUGUGGAUUUAUGGGGAGGCCUUGACCAGGAAGUUUGUGAGGAACUUGGUGAAAAGUUAGUCUUGACUCAAACAGGAAUUUCUGAGGGAGAGACAUUAGCACAUCAUCCUGUAGAUGAUAAUAGAAAAGGCACAUAUAGAAUGAGACCUAGUGUCACAGAAGGCCUUCUUGAAGCUAGUGACUUGGAUGGAGAUACCAUACACAGUGAGCAACCCAGUUUCCAUGAAGAUAACAAAACUGAGAAGCAAACUGAGUCUGCAGGUGCAGACAGACAGGAGGACUCUUUUGCAGGAUCAGCCUCUACUGGGCACAGUCUCGGUAGAUGUGGAGAACCUGGAUCUGAAAAACAAGUGGAGGAAGAAGAAUUUAGCCUAGGUAGAGAGCCUGAUACAGAAACAAAUAGAGAAGAAGAUUCUUGUACGUUGGACAGAGAAGCUGGCUCAGAAGGGCAAGUUAGUCAAGAGGAGGAGAAUUGGAUUACAGAGUCAGCCAACACGAUUUCAGGACCAACACCUGAAGCUACAGCUAUGACCUCAGAAGACAGAGCUGUGGCAGACAUAGAUGCUAUUGAUUCAAAACAGGAUCCUCCAGUUGCAGAGGUUCUGAAAGAGACUUCUGCAAGAAAAGAGAGUUUUUCUAGUCAGCAUGGCAGCCAGCUUGGCCAACAGACAAGCUCAGAGACAAGACUGCAGGAUGAGGACAUUCUGCAAGGCCAGGAUAAAGACUUACAUCCCAUCAUGGCAGAGAUUCAGAACCACUGGGCUCCCUGUGCUAGGAGUGCCUUUGAUGAAAGCUGCCUCAACCUGCCACAGUUUGUACAGCUCAUGGAGACGUUUGUUGGUGAAAACAUUUCUCUGCCGACUGUGAAGAGGCUUAUUGCAUUUAUCAAAGAAGAAUACAAACAGACAGAAGAGGAAAAAAUGGAACAGCUAGAAAAAGCUCAGUGCACUGCUGGUGUGGCCCAGCGGAAGCUGCUUCUGGAGGCACUUUUCCAAAAGUGGGACAACAACGCAUCUGGGUUUGUGGACCUGGAAGAGGUGGAUGCUGUUCUAAGCACAUUCAAGGAAGGGAUGGAAAAAGAGGCUUUGAGGAAUG
Messenger RNA from Merops nubicus (carmine bee-eater), 2239 nucleotides. Its product is annotated as EF-hand calcium-binding domain-containing protein 5-like. Gene Ontology annotation, molecular function: calcium ion binding. The annotation marks the transcript as partial. The record is from RefSeq and is a predicted model, not a curated record. The transcript has 10 exons. Lineage: Eukaryota; Metazoa; Chordata; Aves; Coraciiformes; Meropidae.